AUGGCUACCCACGAAUCGAGCAACAACACGACAGCGUUGGCCGACGAUGUCCUCAACCUGGAGAGCUUCGGCUACAAGCAGGAGCUCAAACGAGACUUCUCACUGUUCGGCAUGAUCGGCUUCGCCUUUUCAGUCCUGACAUGCUGGACCGCGCUGGGAGGUUCUCUAGUGGCUGCCAUUCAAGCAGGAGGUCCGCCGGUCAUCAUCUACAGCUGGAUCGGCGUUUCCUUCUUCUCGCUCUUUGUGGCCUACUCAUUCGCCGAAAUCUGCAGUGCCUUUCCCGUGGCUGGAGGGCAGUACUCGUGGGUCGCCAUCUUGACGCCUCCGAAAUGGGCAAGACUCACCUCCUACUUAUGUGGCUGGUUCAUUGUCAUUGGUUUCUUGUCUGCUGGAGCUGCGAACGGUUUCAUUGGCGCCAGCUUCGUGCUCGGGAUGGCUCAGAUCGCCCAUCCAGACUUUGUGAUUGAGAGAUGGCACACAUGUCUGGUGUGCUACCUGGUCCUGAUACUAGCCGCUGCAGUCAAUGUCUGGGGCCGCCAUCUAUUGAACAAGAUGGGAAAGGUCAUGAUCACCUUCAACCUACUCUCCUUUGUGGUCGUUAUCAUCGUCAUGUUAGCCAAGGAUCACGAGAAGGCGAGCGCUGCGUUCGUUUUCAAAGACUUCAACAACAAUACCGGGUUUGGCAACUCGUACGCAAGCUUGUUGGGCAUCCUACAGGCAGCGUUUGGGAUGACAGGCUACGACGCAACAGCACACAUGACGGAAGAGAUGCGCAAUGCCAGGCAUCAUGCUCCGAAGGCAAUCAUCUGGUCGGUUUGGAUUGGUGCAUUCACUGGGUUCGCGUUCCUGAUUGCAUCGUUCUUCUGCAUCCGCAACCUUACAGAGAUCGAGACGUCCUCAACGGGUGUGCCUUUGAUCGCCAUAUUCUACGAAGCCACUGGCAGCGUGGGAGGUGCAAUUGGUCUAACCGUCCUGAUCACCAUCAUCGCCUUGGUCAGUUUGUGCUUCCUUAUGGCGCAAAGUUCGAGAGUUGUAUUCUCUUUUGCCCGCGACCAUGGACUGCCCUUUUCUGGGAUCAUCAGCAAGGUUCAUCCUACGCUGCACGUCCCCACCUACAGCAUCUUGACCGUGCUGGUGGUCAACAUGGCUCUAAUGGCGAUCUACUUCGGAUCGGUGACUGGAUUCAACACCGUGCUCGGAAUUUCCACGGAAGGCUUUUAUCUGUCUUACAUCAUGCCACUCCUCGUUCGCAUUUGGGGCCGACUGCAAGGACGAGAGGAAAUCGACAGUGCCUAUUCCCUUGGUCGCUUCGGCAUGCUCUUCAACAUUAUUGGCAUUGCCUACCUCACGUUCGCCGCUGUCGUCUUUAACUUCCCGUCAGUCAGCCCUGUUAAUGCCGACAACAUGAACUACACUUCGGCUGCUGUCGGCGUCUGCGGUCUGAUUGCGGCGAUUACAUGGGUGACGACUGGUCGUACUCAUUUCACAGGUCCUCAGAGAGGUGGAAUCUUGGACGGAACGGUGGCCAGGCUCGACGACGACGUGCAUCAUGUCAAGCCUGCCGCGACCUCCAAGAAUCUCGAGGACUAA
Messenger RNA from Fonsecaea nubica, 1590 nucleotides. RefSeq lists its product as hypothetical. The coding region runs from base 1 to 1590 and encodes 529 amino acids. The record is from RefSeq and is a predicted model, not a curated record. Gene Ontology annotation, molecular function: transmembrane transporter activity. Gene Ontology annotation, biological process: transmembrane transport. Gene Ontology annotation, cellular component: membrane. The transcript has a single exon. Lineage: Eukaryota; Fungi; Ascomycota; Eurotiomycetes; Chaetothyriales; Herpotrichiellaceae.